Juglans regia (Persian walnut) is the source of this 2707-nucleotide messenger RNA. Its product is annotated as protein SAR DEFICIENT 1-like. Gene Ontology annotation, biological process: regulation of salicylic acid biosynthetic process. Gene Ontology annotation, cellular component: nucleus. Lineage: Eukaryota; Viridiplantae; Streptophyta; Magnoliopsida; Fagales; Juglandaceae. The record is from RefSeq and is a predicted model, not a curated record. The transcript has 7 exons. Gene Ontology annotation, molecular function: sequence-specific DNA binding; calmodulin binding; DNA-binding transcription factor activity. The coding region runs from base 1087 to 2337 and encodes 416 amino acids.
UUUUGCCACUGCUUUCAAAAUGGAUCGUUAUAAUCAGAAAUUUUCCUACUUUCUCCAUUUUUACAAGAACUACAAAGUUGAUUGGAUAUUAAAAUGGAGUUACGAACGGAAUGGAGAUGCUAUCGACAUUAAAUUUGAAACUCAAAUCACAAAAAUCUUAACAUUUUUUAUGAAGCCAUACUAUCAUACAUAUAUAUAUGCACACACUAAUUAGUUGUAAAAUAUAUAUAGUAAAUUAAAUAGUUGUAUGAAUAUUAUUAUAACCCUUAAUCGGGAUAGAGUGGCUGUAGCUUCAUUAGAAAAGAAAUAAAAACAACAAAAUAAACAAAUAGCUAGCUAUAUAUAUAUUAUAUAUGGCUGGCCAAUGCCCUGAUCAUAACCAAACUUUUUCUUGAUAUAUUUUGAUUGGUCAAUUUUUCUGGGAUUCAUGCUGCAGCUAGCCCACCUUGAUCUAUAUAUAUAUAAUAACCUUAAUUUGUUAAAAUAAAAAAUGGACAUAACAUAAUAUAAUAAAAUAAUUUCCUAGAAGAAAGGAAUAAUUUCAGCAAGAUUAUUGGCUAGCUUUUCAUCGACAACUUGCAUUACUGUUAGGUGACAACUACCAGCAAUCUGCAGAGCCAAGACUAUUAGACCAUAUAGCAGGAGGUAAACCUAAAGUACCUAUCCAUCAACAUAGCAUUAACGUACGAACAAGAACAGAACAGAACAGAACAAAAACAAAACUGACAUUUAAUUCUACACAGCCCGAAUAUCUGCUGGUAGCCACCUGCUUGCAUCUACCACCAACCAUUUAAUUUCAAGUUAGCUAGCUAGCUAUGUUGCCCAGAGAUCAGGCCGCAGAAAACGUCCUGCGUGCGCGCAACAGUAAACACAUUGCUGAUCAUGAUCAUGUGGCCGGCCGGGUGUACGUGUUUUUAUAUUUUGAGUACGUACAAUAUUUGGAGAACUAAGGAAAUUAUACAUCCUAAUCUCAAUCGACGUAUCAGCGGAUCGAUCGGUUGUUCGAAAGUAAGGUGAAAGUGCAUAGGAGGCGCGCAUGAAUGUUGUGGUAUAUAUUGACGGGUUUCCUCAGGGGCCCCUCCAUUAAUGGAGUACUGCGAUGCAGGAUCCUUCCCAGAACUCUUCAGGGCAAUGUCGGCCAAACGAUUGUUUAGCGAAUCCCAAUACAAGGUCGAAGAUGAGCCAGCAGACAAAAGACUGAAACCUAGACGGCUUUCUCUUGCUUCUGUUAUUGGAAAAGUGAUCAAGCUGAAUUCCAUGAACAAACAUUUAUCAGACUUGGAACCUUGGCUUAGGAGAUUGGUGAAUGAAGAGUUGGAAAAUGCUCUAAGGCGCUGUAAUUCCCACCUUUUCACUCGGUUUCAUCCAUUGGAAAACCAAGCAGAAGUGGAGACAUCAAGCUGCUUGCAACUUAUGUUUAGUAAGAAGGUUUUACCUUCUACUUUAUUCACAGCAAGCAAGAUUGCAGACAUGGACAACAAUCCUCUUCAACUUGUUCUUGUAGAUCAGAGAAGUACUAGUACUACUGGAGAUCGAGUGCUGGUUCCAAAAGCUGAUCAUGAUCUGUCUUUAUACCCAAUCAAAAUAGAAAUUGUUGUACUAAAUGGUGAAUUCCCUCUUCGGGGCGAUGAAACAUGGAGUAGUGAGGAGUUUAAUCAGAGCAUUGUGAAGGAGAGAGCCGGCAAACGGCCUUUGCUUGCCGGAGAGUUGUGUGUUACCAUGAGGGAGGGGCUUGGCCUGGUCGGAGAUAUAGAAUUUACGGACAAUUCAAGCUGGAUCCGGUGCCGGGAAUUUAGGCUGGGAGCAAAGGUUGUUCCAGGAAGUUACAAAGGAACAGCGAGGAUCCAGGAAGCCAUUACUGAAUCUUUUGUUGUCAAAGAUCAUCGUGGAGAAUCGUACAAGAAGAAGCAUCCACCAAUGUUGGAGGACGAAGUUUGGCGUCUAGAGAAGAUUGGGAAACAUGGAACUUUCCACAAGAAGCUGAGCUCUCAAGGCAUUAACUCAGUUCAAGAUUUCUUGAAGUUGUAUGUUGUCGACACUCCAAGGCUUAGAGAGAUUUUAGCUGGAAUGUCUGAGAAAAUGUGGGAAGUAACCACAAGGCACGCUAGUACUUGUGUUUUGGGAAACAAACUGUACAGGUUCCAGGGAAACGAUAAUUGCGUCAUUGUCCUUAAUCCAAUAUGCCAUGUUGUUGGAGCUUUCAUUGAUGUUGAUGGGCAACUAUUCCCUGCAGCCCCUGAUCUUUCUGUUGAGACGAACUAUAUUCAGAGUUUGGUGAGAGCAGCGUAUGAAAAUUGGAAUUCCUUGCAAGAGGUUCAAGGGAAUUAUUUUGAAUGAGACUGCCAGCUUACUGCCAUAAGGCCGUAUGAUAUAUUAAUUAGCAUAUUAUAUAUAUAUAUAUAUAUAACUCAUGUCUAGCUACCUAAUUAAUUACCAUAUAUGUUAGUGACAAAUUAAUAUAUAUCAUGUAAUUGACAGGCGAAAUGAUGGAGGAAGAUGAUGAGCUCAAGAUCGAUCAACAGUCUUUGCUGAAUUGAUUUCGGCAAGAUGGAUACAUAUAUUACAGAAAGAAUAUAUUAAAUGUGGGGGUAUGUACGUACGGAUUAGGUAGUGAAAAGAUUGAAUUAAUUAAAGACCCUAUAAAAUAUUUGAAAAUACUAUUUUGUCCACUUUGUUUGACCGCCCUAUUAGACUGAUGGGCAAUUUU